AUGUUGGAUGAAAGUAAAUUUGAUGUGCAAUUGAAACUGUGGGCACUUCGGAUCCCUCGUGAGCUUUGCAAGGUCGCCACUCGCAUACUAAAUGGAUAUUUACUUGAUAAACCCCGCAUAAAACCGAUUACUGAAGACCCAACAUGCGAAAAAAACCGUUACAUGAUAUUAUCUGAGAGGGUCCAAGAUUCUGACCUAUCUGAUGUUCCUGAAAAAAAUCUCGAUGAACUAAAGGGUUUAUGCAAGGUUGAAGUAGUUCCAUAUUCGUUGACACUUGGAUACUCGUAUUGGGGUGCAGACCAUAUAUUGAAGCAGAUUCUGCCUCCUGGAGUGGAAGUUCCUUCAUCUUUCGAGACUAUAUUUAGUAUACAAGGAUUAACCGUGUUGAUAUCUGAUGCUGGACUAACAUUGCUUCGUGCUCAUGCAGGUCAUGUUGCCCAUCUGAAUAUUCAUGACGAAUUACUCCCCUACAAGGAUGUCAUUGCAAAAGUUAUCUAUGAUAAAAAUUAUCCUAGAAUCAAGACAAUUGUUAAUAAAGUCGGAACGAUUGAAAAUGAGUUCCGUGUGCCAAAGUUUGAAGUUUUAGCGGGAGAAGAUGAUAUGGUUACAGAAGUGAAACAAUAUGGAGCGACUUUCAAGCUUGAUUACAGUUUGGUCUAUUGGAAUUCAAGAUUGGAGCAUGAACAUAUCAGGUUGGUUUCAAGGUUUCGAGCUGGGGAAAUCAUAUGUGACAUGUUUGCUGGUAUUGGCCCUUUUGCUAUCCCUGCAGCACAGAAGGGAUGCAUAGUGUAUGCAAAUGACUUAAAUCCGGAUAGCAUCUGUUAUCUGAAGAUCAAUGCAGAAACUAACAAGGUUGAUAAUCGUGUUCGUGCAUACAAUAUUGAUGCAAGAAAAUUUAUUUCUCAAUUGAUGGCAGUGCCCAACAGUGAUGAAAAAUCAGAUUCUGAUAUCUCAAUGCUGAAAACUGGCAAGAAAUGUGACAUUCAGGGCAAUCAGGAACCAAAAUCUGAAAAUGGAAGGCUAGCUGUUGAGGUAAAAGAAGUACCAGAUACUGUUAUUAGUAAUCCGGACGCUUUACAAGCUUCCAGCAGGAAUGCUGAUUCAUCAGUACCUCCAGUUAAAAGACCUUCAGAUAGCUGUCAAUCAGAGAAUGAAAGUGUUGAUGGCACUAGUGCUUUUGUAGCUGGUAGGAGAAAAGGAAGCAAGACUAAGAGAAUGAGAGGCCCUGAGAUCUCCGAUGUUAAGACUUGGGAGCAUGUUGAUCAUGUGAUAAUGAAUCUACCUGCUUCUGCUCUUCAAUUUCUAGAAGCAUUUAGGGGUCUGAUCCAGAGAAAGUAUUGGACGGGAUCACUUCCUUGGAUUCACUGCUAUUGCUUCAUAAGGGCCAAUGAAACGCAAGAAUAUAUUAUUUCAGUGGCAGAGUCCGGUUUAAAUGCCCAUAUAAAAGAUCCAAUAUUUCAUAGGGUUAGGGAUGUUGCUCCAAACAAGACGCCGAGUCCGCCGGAAAAGCCACCGGAAAAUGGGGUUUCGAAAGCGGUGCUUGAUGAUGGCGAAGCACCAAAAGACCCGGUUCUACAUCCUCGGACGCUGCGUUUCGAUGCUCCUCUGCUGGCACGACCACUCCAUAUCAGAUUAGCCAAUAGCCAGAGCUAG
Prunus armeniaca (apricot) is the source of this 1653-nucleotide messenger RNA. The record is from the annotation of a GenBank genome assembly. Lineage: Eukaryota; Viridiplantae; Streptophyta; Magnoliopsida; Rosales; Rosaceae.